This is a messenger RNA of Micropterus dolomieu (smallmouth bass), 1019 nucleotides long. RefSeq names its product GTPase IMAP family member 7-like. The record is from RefSeq and is a predicted model, not a curated record. The annotation marks the transcript as partial. Gene Ontology annotation, molecular function: GTP binding. Lineage: Eukaryota; Metazoa; Chordata; Actinopteri; Centrarchiformes; Centrarchidae. The transcript has 2 exons.
CACAGGACGGUUGUUUGAUAGAUCCAAACGGUGUUUUCCUCUUCACUGAUCUCUCUUAUAACAACAUGGACGGGUCAAACAGAAGAAUUGUCAUCUUGGGAAAAACUGGAGUUGGAAAAAGCAGCCUGGCUAACACCAUAUUUGGAGAGGAACUGUUCGAGAUCGAUGAUUCUCUCGACUCUGGAACAAGAAAAUGUCAAGUAGAGACCAGAUCUGUCAAUGGAAGAAGCAUCACUUUGAUCGACACUCCUGGUUUCUUUGACACUGAUAGAUCUGAGGAGGAGCUGAAGUCUGAGAUAGUGAGCUGUAUCAUAAAGUGCGCUCCUGGUCCUCAUGCUUUUCUCAUUUUGCUUAAAGUAGAGAAAGUCACAGAGCAUGAGCAGGCUGUCAUCAACAAAAUAAGCCAAUGCUUUUCUGAAGAAGCUUUCCAAUAUGCAACAGUUAUCUUUACUCAUGGUGACCAGCUCCGUAAAGGACAGAAAAUUGAGGAUCAUGUCCAGAAGAACGAGUUCACGAGUGAUCUGGUGAAGAAGUGCGGAGGCCGUUGCCAUGUCGUUGAUAAUAAAUACUGGAACGAAAACCCAAAGGAUGAAUACAGGAGCAACAAGUUCCAGGUGGAGGAGCUACUUAAGUCAAUAGACAAGACGGUGAUGGAAAACAACGGGAGCUGCUACACCAAUGAAAUGCUACAAGCAGUGGAGGAAGAAAUACAGCGAGAGAAGAAGCAGAUUCAACUGUUACCAGGAGACAAGUCAGAGAAAGAGAUCAGAGAGCAGGCUGAGGGCAGAGUAUCCACAAAGCUUUCGGUCAGAUUAGCAGGUGUUGCAACAGGUACAUUGUUAGGAGCUUUAUUCGGUGUGGUAGUGAUGGUUGGAUUAGUUGUCGUAGCUUUAAAGAAUAUUGAAGUUUUCCAAUCUAUGGGCAAAGCAGCAGCUACUGUUGCAAAAGCAUUUGGAGCAGAAGGAGCAGCAGCAGCAGCAGGAGCAACAGCAGCAGAAGGAGCAGCAGCAGCAGCAGGA